Molecule: messenger RNA, 4362 nt
Organism: Synchiropus splendidus (mandarinfish)
Lineage: Eukaryota; Metazoa; Chordata; Actinopteri; Syngnathiformes; Callionymidae
Gene: slc6a1a
Product: solute carrier family 6 member 1a
Exons: 15
Coding region: 415-2496 (693 amino acids)
Biological process (GO): sodium ion transmembrane transport; neurotransmitter transport
Cellular component (GO): plasma membrane; cell surface; axon
Molecular function (GO): gamma-aminobutyric acid:sodium:chloride symporter activity
Source: RefSeq, a predicted model, not a curated record
UGAGGCUGUGUGGAUGGGAGUUGAGUCUCUCUGGUUGUUGAUGUUAGACAGUCGCGCAAGGCGAAGCGGCUGCUGCCCGUGUUGAUUCCAGCCUCCUCCUCCUCUUCCUCCUCCUCUUCCUCCUCCUCUUCAGCACUGCCCGCUGGACAGCUCCUGCUCGGACACGUAUCUGACGCUGCAUGGUCCCUUUAAGUCUUUUAAUGGAAGUAAAAUCUAUUUAUGUUGCACGACAUAUUGGGAGUUUACAACUUCGUCAGCAGGAGGAAUCUGCGGAUACCUCGCUCGCAGAUUUGGAUCGCAGACUGAUUGCUUCAUCUCCAGACAUUUGGUGUGAAAUCCGCGAAGCUGCUGUCUACGUGGACCGGUGCUGAAGCCUCCCGUCCGACUGCCAGGACCUCUGCCAAACCCAGAGACAUGGCGACGAACGGAACCAAGACGGAUGGACAAGUCACUGAACUGAACGAGGUGGCCGCCAACAACGAGAAACCUAAAUCGCUGGACGUGAAGCCCGAGAAGAAGAAGAAGGACUUGCCAGAUAGGGAAACAUGGGGGGGCAAGUUUGAUUUCCUCCUGUCGUGUGUGGGUUACGCAAUUGGACUUGGAAACGUGUGGAGGUUUCCGUACCUGUGUGGGAAAAACGGUGGAGGCGCCUUCUUGAUCCCCUAUUUUCUGACCCUCAUAUUUGCUGGGGUCCCCUUGUUCCUCCUGGAAUGCUCCCUCGGUCAGUACACCUCCAUCGGGGGCCUGGGAGUGUGGAAAUUGGCCCCCGUGUUUAAAGGUGUAGGCCUGGCAGCAGCCGUCCUCUCCUUCUGGCUCAACAUUUACUACAUUGUAAUCAUCUCCUGGGCUAUUUACUACCUGUACAACUCCUUCACCGCUGAGCUUCCGUGGAGUUCCUGUAAUAACCCCUGGAACACGGAAAAAUGCUACACCAACUACUCCAUCGCAGACACCACCAACCUCACGAGUGCCGUGGUGGAGUUUUGGGAACGCAAUGUGCAUGAAAUGACCGAUGGCUUGGAAAAACCAGGCCAGCUCCGAGUGCCACUGGCGAUCACGCUGGCCAUCGCUUGGGUCCUGGUGUACUUCUGCAUCUGGAAAGGAGUGAGCUGGACGGGGAAGGUGGUUUACUUCUCAGCCACAUAUCCAUACUUCAUGCUGUUCAUCCUCUUCAUCCGUGGUGUCACUCUGCCCGGAGCCAAGGAAGGAAUCCUCUUCUACAUCACCCCGGACUUUGAAAAACUGAAACAAUCGGAGGUGUGGCUGGAUGCAGCAACCCAGAUCUUCUUCUCCUAUGGACUGGGUUUGGGCUCGCUCAUCGCUCUGGGCAGCUACAACACGUUCAACAACAAUGUUUACAGAGAUUCUGUCAUCGUCUGCUGCAUCAACUCCUGCACCAGCAUGUUUGCCGGCUUUGUCAUCUUCUCCAUCGUCGGCUUCAUGGCCCACGUGACCAAGAAAGAGAUCGCUGACGUGGCAGCUUCAGGUCCAGGCCUGGCUUUCCUGGCCUACCCGGAGGCUGUAACCCAGUUGCCAGUGUCUCCGCUCUGGGCCAUUCUCUUCUUCUCCAUGCUGCUCAUGCUGGGGAUCGACAGCCAGUUCUGCACUGUUGAGGGCUUCAUCACUGCUCUGGUAGACGAGUUUCCCAGAGUUCUUAGGGGUAGACGAGAGAUCUUCAUCGCAGUUGUCUGUCUGGUGUCCUAUGUGAUCGGACUGUCAAACAUCACGCAGGGUGGGAUCUAUGUGUUCAAACUGUUCGACUACUACUCUGCCAGUGGAAUGUGUCUGCUGUUCUUGGUUUUCUUUGAAUGCAUCUCCAUAUCCUGGUUCUACGGUGUGAACAAGUUCUACGAGAACAUCGAGGAGAUGAUCGGCUACAAGCCCUGUAUAUGGUGGAAGCUGUGCUGGGUGGUCUUCACCCCUCUCAUCGUAGCUGGCGUGUUCCUGUUCAGCGCCAUACAAAUGGUUCCUCUCACAAUGGGAGACUACGUAUUCCCGGCCUGGGGUCAGGGAGUCGGAUGGCUCAUGGCUCUGUCCUCCAUGGUUCUCAUACCAGGGUACAUGGUCUACAUGUAUCUUGGACUCAAGGGCACUUUCAAAGAGCGGGUGCGAAUAAUGUUCCAGCCUCCCGCCGUGGUGAAGCGACCUCAGGAGAACGGACCCGAGCAGCAGGUGGAGACCAACACCGCCAACCUGGCUAGCCCGACCAACCCAGCUCCGGCCAACCCCGCCAGCCCCACUAGCCCGGCGCCAGCUAACUCAACCAGCGGCGUGAGCCCGGCGAACCCGGCGCCAGCCGCCACUAGCCCAGUAACUAGCCCCACCAUCGCCACCACCAUCACCACUAUCACCACUACAGCCGGCGCGGCAAACAUCACCACGACGGUCAGCCCGACCAGCCCGCCUCCAAACCCAGUGAGUCCGACGGAGCCCGUCAAUCCCCCGAACCCGACAAGUCCGACCUCUAACCUGACCAACGCCGAGGCCAACGUGUAGACCACUGCCGAACCCUCAUGGAGCAAAAAGAGAACAUUAAAAAGGACUUUAAAGAUUUCAAUUGAUUCACCUACCUCCAGGGGCCACACAUGAUCUAAAGAUUUAAUUUCCUGCAUUUGUAAAAGCCAAACCGAACACCCUCGGUUUGCGUCCUAAGAAGAGACUGUUAGUGUUCACGAAUUCCACCAUGGAUCUGAAGAAAUUCUGAAAAAAAGUGUAAACAUACUGUGUAUUACUGUGAGAAAAAAAAAAGAAAAACAUAGAGAUCUAGACUAGAGAAUUGUUAAAUAUCUUCAUGAAUCAAGUCAAUACCGUGUGAAUAUAGUAGAUGAAGUAGUGAACAAAAUUGACAUCAUAGAAAAAGCGUGAGGGAUGACGUCAAUUUUAAUUGUGGAUGUUUACUAAACCUCACACAGUUGUCUCUUUUUCCAAACGUUGCACUCUGUGAGGCCACACCGGGACGGGGAGUUCUGAUCAAGCACAAUGCCGAUACGAAGUCUAAGGAAAUCUGGAGCAGUCCGGAGUUUCGUCGCAAAAGAUUUUGUGUGUGUGAGAGAGACUGUUAUUUUUUCCUUACAUUUAUUCCAGAGUAUUUAAGAAGAAAAAAAAAGAGAAAAACUUUUAUGUGAUGGAGACAUUUUUAGAGUUAUUUUUUGGAUGUUUUAUACUAUACAUGUGUUGUGAUGGGGGACCAAAACCAAUAUUCAGACAAAAGCAAAAACUAUGCCUGUAAAGGUUCGUUCACAUUCUGGCUUGUUGCUCGUUUACAGUUUUUUUGUGUGUGCGACUAAAACGAUAUCUACCCUGAAAAGACAAACCCCUCAGCCCCGCGUUUAUCUCGACCGAUCCGAAGCAGCUCAAGGGACGGCUUGUUUAUGUGAGCGAAGCCUUACGUGUGGUUGGCGAAGCACAGGGUACGAAGCAGUACGACAAAAAGCACAGCUUUCCAGAAUUCAUUCCCAAACAUCGACUAUCGCUGACAGUCAAUCCUGUUUACGUACAACAAAAGAAUUCUAAAACUAUGGGUUUGGGAGACGCCAACUUUAGCCAUAGUCUUGUUUACACGACUUGGACGGAAGAGCAGAUGAUCGCAUAAGCUACCACAAAAAGAGCUGGACCAACUCUGUGUUUACGUCAUUCUUUGUGUGUUCUGAUCAAUCAUAGUUUGAUCGAUAUGUAUCCAGCAAUACAUAUGUAGUGUAUACGUGUGGGCCGGUGAGCAAAGUGGUCCGCUCCUGUUUUCCGUUGUCUUUGCUUUACACGUGAAAAAAAGCACAAAGCUUUAAUUUCUCCAGACGUUUGCCAUGGCGUGUUAGGACAAUGUUAGUUUGCUUCUAUGGCAGCUACUGUGACAAAGGCAUCGGGUCGAACAGAACAUGGAGGGUUGAGAGUCGGGGAGGGGGCGAAAAAAGCAACAAAAGGGAGCGAAAAUGGCUACCAGUUCAUGUUCUGUGAAUUUUUGUAUAAAGUUACUCUACCGCAGUUUUCUCUGGAACUUUGUUGUAACACUGUACUGUGUAAAACAUGUAACUGUGAAUGUCUGUAAUACAUUGGAAGUUAAUGUCUAAAUGUUGAAAAAAUGGAAGUUGCUGUUUUCUGCAAUAAUAUUUUGACCACAGAAGCUAAAGCACAUAUCUUACAGAACCAUAGGAAACGACGAAAAAUGAAGAUAUUGAUAUUAAAAAUAGAUACUAUGUCUAGUAAAGCAAUUUUGUUUUGUAUAUUUUUAACUGUCUCACUGCCUAAUGUAAAACAUAAUAUAAACAUGAUAUGUAUUUAAAUGGUGUCCUAUGAUAAAGCACGAUUGUUAUGUUAUACAAAGAGAAAAAGACUGAAAAAAUAAAGAGUUAUAGAAAAUAUAAAUCC